This is a messenger RNA of Salvia splendens (bonfire salvia), 2160 nucleotides long. RefSeq lists its product as uncharacterized. Bases 706 to 1881 code for a protein of 391 amino acids. The transcript is spliced from 2 exons. The record is from RefSeq and is a predicted model, not a curated record. Lineage: Eukaryota; Viridiplantae; Streptophyta; Magnoliopsida; Lamiales; Lamiaceae. Gene Ontology annotation, biological process: regulation of transcription by RNA polymerase II. Gene Ontology annotation, cellular component: SAGA complex. Gene Ontology annotation, molecular function: transcription coactivator activity.
AUUACACAAAAAAACAAUUUUACUUUUCAUAGAGACAGAAAUCGAAUGAGAGGUGAAGAGAGAGAGAAAGGGAGUAUCGAAGAAGAGAGCGAUCAGAGAGGAAAACAAAGAAAAGGGGUCUUCUCAAUUUUCUGAUUCCGAAUCAUUCUGCAAUAAAUUUGAAGAGAGUGAAUUGGGGAAAGCGAAACAAGAAAUUGAAGCAAUGUUGAGAGGAGCUUCAUGGGUUUCAGAGUUAGUAGUUUUAACAGAAAAAUGAUUGAAGUGAAUUAAGGCUGGAAGUGAUUGAUAUUUUGUGUUGAAUCUGAAUUUGGGGAGCUUCACUAAGGUAGAAUUUGUUGGUGGUUUAGUUAGAGUUGCAUGGAGGUAUCUGGAUUCUGGAGUCUGGUUGAAUUUUGUGGUUGGUGUUGCAGAAUUUGAGAAUUAUCUUGAAUUUGGGGUUUUGGAGGGAGACUCAUUUUUAAUUGGAAGUUUGGGAUCUCAGUCAACCCUCAAAUUGCAGUAGUGUGUAAAGUUGAAGUGUUGGAGAUGAUCCACAGCUUUGACAGUUUUAGGGUUGUUUUUAGAGUGAUUGGAUGUUUCGAAUUUGGUUUUUUGGAGAUGUACCAGCAAAAAACCCUAACUCAUUGAAGGGGCUGUAGGGUUGUGUGAAAGUGUGUGUUUUUCAGUUAUAUGGGGUUUUAGUGUAGAGAGAGUGAGACUACGGAGAUGCAACCGCCACAUCACCAUUCGCGGAUCAAUCUUGCUGAAUUGAAAGCUCAGUUAGUGAAGAAACUUGGGCCGGAGGGGUCAAAGCAAUAUUUCUAUUUCCUUCAUAGGUUCUUGAGUUUGAAACUGAGUAAGGUUGAGUUCAAUAAGCUUUGUGUUAGAAUUAUUAGCCGGGAGAAUAUUCCACUUCACAAUCAGUUCAUCUGUUCGAUACUGAGAAAUGCUUGUAGUGCAAAGACGCCACCUCCAGCCAAUCAGAAGGGUGGUGGUAUUUCGAGAGAUGGAGCACAACUUGGCGGCAAGGAUGCAUCUGCUGCUGAUUUCCUGCCAAACGGGUCCCACGCCAAUGUAGCUCAGGCUUCUGGUUCUCCCGGUUUAUCGAAUGGAGGUGGUGAUAUGCUGCUGCUACCUCUCUCGCCUCGGAAGGCCAGGACAGGUAUCCGUGACCGGAAAACUGGUGAUCGUCGUAGUGCACUUGGACCUAAUGGGAAGGCUAGUUUGGUGUUGGAGAACGGGGAUUCGAAUCCAGCUGAGAUGGGGAGGCCACUGCAGCAUUCAGUGAGUGAAAAUGAGAUCUUGGCUCCAAAUGUUGCCAAAAUGUCCAUUGUUAGGAGAUCUUUGGACGUUUCAGCUACUUCAUGUAGCAAAGACCAAACCGAGUUGGUUGUCAGAGACGGGAAAGAGGCUUCCACCAGAAGUCCACUUCGAGCCCCCCUUGGGGUUCCGUUUUGUCCGGUUAAUGUUGGUAGGGCGCACAGAGCUCUGCCUCUGUCGAGUAGCAGUAGAUGUAUUGGGUCGUAUAAAAACGGUGCUUUGUUGGAAAGUCUAACAUUAAGGGAACGAAUGGGGCAAAUUGCUCUGAUACAGGGUCUCGAAGAGGUGUCCGUUGAUUCUGCCAACAUACUGAACCAUGGUUUAGACGCAUACUUGAAAGGAUUGAUCCGGUCGUGCAUCGAGCUUGUAGGGUCAAGGUCAGGACAUGAGCCAACGAAGAACAAAACCAACAAACAUAUGAAGCAUAUCAACGGUUUAAAACCGGGACUUCAAGAAAAAAGAAGUGAAUGCCCUAUUUCGGUACAGGACUUCAGGGUUGCGAUGGAGCUGAAUCCUCGAAAACUCGGGGAAGACUGGCCGUUGUUGCUGGAGAAAAUAUGUACACAUGCAUUUGAUGAAUAGCAGAGAGGUCACAUUUGUUGGUUGAUAUAUAGUUGAGUGAAUUGAUGGCCUUUGAAGCCACCAUUAGCAACCACUGUGAUAAUCUGAAUGCAAGAAUCUGGGGCUGUUGUAUAAUUAAGUUCAAUUUUGUUGUAAUUUACAGUGAGAGAACAGUUUUGCAGGAAUAAUUUGUGUAGUUCAGUGGUAACAGAGGUGGGGUUGCUUGCAUGAUGCAAUAGUCAUGUGUUUGUACCAUCAAAUAUUGGUUGGGAUCUUAAUAUUAACAAUACAGUUUAACCA